Molecule: messenger RNA, 4124 nt
Organism: Stegodyphus dumicola
Lineage: Eukaryota; Metazoa; Arthropoda; Arachnida; Araneae; Eresidae
Product: testis-expressed protein 2-like
Cellular component (GO): endoplasmic reticulum
Molecular function (GO): lipid binding
Source: RefSeq, a predicted model, not a curated record
GGUCAUGUAAAGCUUUUGAAAGGAAAUUAUGAUCCAGAUGAAAUGCCACAAAAUUAUAUUACUGAUUUAGUGGCCAUAUGCAUCGAAAAAUGUUGCCUUAAAGUCUCGCAGCCUCAGAAAAAUUCUUCUAAGGAAGUAAUAUCAAAAGAAGGAGUUUUCAGUUCCUAUGAUCUUUGUGGUGCAAAAUUUUUAAUUCUGCCAAAAGGAUUAUCAAAAAAGAGUAUUUGGAAGAAGAAAUACCCUAUUUGUGUCAUUUUACCUUUGACAUCUGAAAAGUCGCUUUCUAUUUCUGAUAAUUCUGAAGACUUGGAUAAAACUUGUACUGAUUAUUUCUCAUUUGUUCCUUAUGAAGAUGGACUAUUUGAAAGCACUAAACAAAAAGCAAUGUACUUCUUUGCAUUAACUGAUCGUGAAAAAGAAUCAUGGUUUUGGGCUUUGCAUAACAGUCUUGCUGAAUGUGAUAAAAAUUCCUGUAUGCAAAUUCUCUCUCAGUGUGAUGCUUCCCCAAAGCAUGAUUUAUCAACCAUCAGCUAUUCUUCUCUGCUGGAAAUGAAUUCAGAUGAAAAUUUGCCAGAGGAUGGUUUUGAAAUGGAUUCAGAAGUAAAAUUAAGCAGUAAAACAAAAAAUGUUCUAAAUUUUGAUUAUUAUAUGACUACACUCUUUGAAAAUUAUAAAAAGAAAAUCAACAUUUCUGAACAUUCUGGAAGUUUUGAAGAUCAUGUACUUGAUUCCAAACAGGAUAUGCACAAAGAAUACAGUUUCUUAUCAAAUAAAUUAAAAAUUUCUGAUCAUUCUUCUGUGGAUUGGCUAAAUGUAGCUCUUGGUCGCCUUUUUUAUGACUUUCUAACUCAAAAGUAUUGGUCUGAUGACAUAAAAGCAAGAAUUCAAAAGAAACUAGACAAGAUAGAAAUGCCGACCUUUGUAGAAUCACUCCAAGUCAGCGAUGUAUUCUUGGGCACCAACCUUCCACAAAUUCAUACAGUUUCAAAUCUAGUUAGAGACAGCUUUGGUAUGUGGAUUGAUUUUGAUUUUAAUUAUGAUGGGAGUUUCCUGAUGACUCUGAAAACUAGAUUAAAGAUGACUAGAGGGAAGCAUUUGGAAAAUACUGGUAUUACAGAUCCAUCAGCAGUGAAACAGAAUGGAGAUUCCAUUGAUUCUUCAGAUGAGGAUGAAAGUGAAGCAAAAUCACAGUCUGUUAACCGAAAUAAGUUGUUCAACAAAAUUGAGAAAUGGAUUUCAUAUAGGCAUUUUCAGACAGUCGCACAGAGCAAAUUUGUAAAACGCUAUGUAGGGGAUAUAUCAAAUAUGCCUCUUACUCUUACUGUAGAAGUAAAUGCUUUGCAUGGAAUUCUAACUGUUAAUAUUCCUCCUGUUCCCUCUGACCGUGUGUGGUAUGGUUUCCGGAAAGAUCCUGUCUUGUCUCUUACUGCUUAUCCUAAAGUUGGAACUCGUGAGAUAAACUUGUCAGCUGUUGUGCAAAUGAUAGAGAGAAAAUUAAUUCAAGAAUUUAAAAAAGCACUUGUGAUGCCAAAUAUGGAUGAUUUGAUCAUUCCUAUCAUGUAUACUUCAGUAUAUGAUCAUUAAAUGGCCCAAAUUUAUGGCUAAAGUGUUGGUGAAGAAUUUUUUUAAAAUAUGCUUUAUAAACUGAUUUUAUAAUGGGCCUUUUUUUCAUUGGCCAUGCUUUUGAAUUCUUAAGCUAUUUAGGAUAUUGUAAAUAUUAGUUGCUCAUGUUGCAUUUAGCUAAGUAAAUAAUUGUGAUAAAAUUUUAAUAAAUAUGGAUUAUUUUUGAGAAGCAACUGUGAUAUAAUGUUACAAAAUGGGAGAUAGUUCCUUUGUGUAUGAUGGUUGUGUGUAUCUAUUGUACAUCUUGUCAUUUAUUGAAUAGGGAGCUUUGGUGCAUUUUAUUAAUGAAAGUGGUUUUUCUCCGCAUAAAGUUUUAGAUGGAUAUUUAUUGUACCUACUGCUCAGAAAACAUAUAUAACAUCUCCUUGCUUUUAAGAAUUAUAAUAUAUUUAUCUCGUGUUUUCUAUUUAUAUAACUGAUAUUGUAUUUUAAACACUUUUAUGUAAAUUUUGGAUUUUCAUAUUCAGAAUAUAAAGAUUACUCUUUUACAUCUUUCAUGAAAUUUUAUUAAUAAAAAUUAUUUCUCUUAAAUAAAAUUAAAUAUUUUGAGUUUUAUGCUCUUAUAUAUCAUUUUAUCCUCCUCAAGUAUUUGUUUUACAUGUUGUUUGUUCUUUUUGUAUUUCUCAUUAAUGCUUUGUAGACUUUUAUUAAGAAUAUAUGUUUCAUUGUAUUUCUACUUACAUACAAAUUGAAUUUUGAAAACAAUUUUAACCUCUUUUGACUGUUUUCUGUAGUUUUAUUUGAAUUGUAUAUGAUGCAAAAUAUUUCAUUUUUAACUUUCUCUAUGUACAAAUAUUAAUGUACAAAAUAUGAUGUAGUUUAGUUAUAUUAAAGUGUUAAAUGUGAUAUAAAUAUGAGCUUACAUAAUACAUUAAAAUUAUUUUAAUUGUUAGUACUUAAUACUAUGAAAAAAAUUUAGCAUAUUUUAUAGAUCUUUUUCCAUAAAAAAUGGUUCUAAUGUUAUGCAGGAUAUUUCAGGAAUGUAGCGUACAUGAUCUUUAUUUAAUAGGGGAUUUGUUUAAUGGCUGAAUUAUUUUAAGUGAAUUUUUAAUUGUAGCAGUGGUGGUAUUCAAAUAAUUUAACAAUUGGUUCACUGCCUAAAUAAGCAAUAAUUAGCUGUCAUAACUAAAUAGUAUUGAAUUGCAUAUGUACAAUAUUACAAUUUAGUUUUAUCAAUAGUUCACAAAAAUAAAAAUAGUUUAAGAAGCAAUUCUACUGAACUAAUAUGAAAUAUCUGAUUAUCUGAUUCCUGCCAUUGUUAUAAUUACAGUUAAAUGGAGUCGACGUUAUUUUUAUGUCUGAAAAAUCUUGAAAUAUGAUUGGCAUAAUUUAGAACUUAAGCUAUGAUUAUUAAUGUGCAUUCAGUUUUAACAUAAAUCUUAAUACUAUUUUAUAAAAUAUAUUUUUCUUAUAAGAAAUAUUUUUGCACCUUUUGAAUAAGUUUAUGCAUUUUUGUUCAGUUUUUCUUUUAAUUGCAUAUGUUGCAUGUUCAGUUAUUUGAUACUGAUCACAUUUUAACAACAUUUAAUUUAAUAUUUAUAUCACACUGGUUAAUAUUUAAUACAUCAAGUAAUUGUAAUAUUCACUUAAACUCUUCUUAAUUAAUAAACCCACUCUACAGGCUGGAGUGAUUUUUACCAUAUUAUUUUCAUAUAUGAUUUUGUUAAAAAUACUUCUAGUUUAAUAUACUCUUCAAAUGUAAUAAGCAGUUAUAAAUAAAGCAAGUCAAGUGACAAGGGGAACAUUAGGACAAGGGAAACUGUAUUUAUCUUGAUGAAUUCAAAAAUGAAAAGUAACAAGUUCAUUCAAAAUAUUUUUUGUGAUAAUUACAACAUUUAAUUAAUGAUUGUGAAGCACUUCAGAGCUGUUUGUUUAAAAGGAAGAAUUACUUUCCUUUAAACAAACAGCCUAUGAAAGCCUUUCUAACAUGAUUGCCUCAUAUUUACAUUGCAAUAGCUGGGUCAUAUAAUAUAAAGCUUAUAAAAUUAAUAGCAUUUAUUAUUUUUAUAUAUGGUAUUUCAUAAUUAUAGUAUGCAUAUUUUGAAGUUAAUGUAAAACUUUAUGUAUUAAUUUUAAGCAGGAUAAAUUUUACAUUUUAUUUCCUUAUGAUACUUUUGUGCUCUUUUUUUUUAUUGUCCUUUAUAUUUCAUAUGAUUAAGAGAAUGCUUUGAAUUCUUUUGUUAUUUCUGUCAUGUGUGAAUUAUUAGAAAAUCAGUUAUUUGGCAUUUAUAUAAAUUUUUACUCCAAAAAUAUGUCUGCCUUUAUCUUUCUUUUACCUACAUUUACUGGAAAUUUAUUUUGAUAUCAUCAGCAUUAUUUUUGAUUUAUUCACUGAAAGAUGUAAUUUUCCAAUAUUGUUCAUUUGAUUCCAUGAGAGCCGAAUGAAGCUCAAGACUUUUUGUCAUUUUCAUCUGUAUGAUAUAUGUUUUGGAACAUUUCAGAAAUUUUCAUUAAUUGUACAGUCUUGAAUUUUACUAAAUAAAGGUAGAUUUACUAUUUUU